Messenger RNA from Cylicostephanus goldi, 563 nucleotides. The record is from the annotation of a GenBank genome assembly. NCBI's taxonomy places the organism in Eukaryota, Metazoa, Nematoda, Chromadorea, Rhabditida, Strongylidae.
AUGAUUCCGCUCUUACUUCGUUCGGCUGACAAUGUUCAGCCAAUUUUCGGUAUACUGGCUGUACUGCUGAAGAUGGAAACUGCUCUAAAGCUGGAAGACUCCCCAACAAGAGAGGAAGAUGUGCGAAGUUCAUUGGAAGUUCUUGAUGAAGCGCGUAAUUCGAAUCAGUUUGUUCGAACUUUCUGCUAUGGCGAACUGGCUGAGGUGUUGCGGACUUGUUUCGGAUGUUCCAAAUGCAUAGCUAUGCAUGAAUGGUUGACGGUGUUCAUAGAGGAAUUUCGCUCAGACUUUUUCACUGAUCGCUACGAGUCGUCAGGUGAACUCGAAGGCGAAAGGUAUCUCAACCAAGAUUCAAACUUGUGGCUGAAGUGCCCGGAUGGACAGAAUCUAGGCGAGGCCAUACCACUUUUGGAGGCUGUAGUGGAAGCUAUCAAAUUGCAAGAGACAUGGCCUGAAGCCGAUACUAUAGAAGCCACGCAGCGGGAUCGAUGGUCUAGGAUUUUUUAUGCUCUAGGUAUGUUUUCUUGCUGUUCUUAUAUCAUAUUGCCCUGCGAAGAAUAAUU